Daucus carota subsp. sativus is the source of this 2269-nucleotide messenger RNA. RefSeq names its product TOM1-like protein 9. Gene Ontology annotation, molecular function: ubiquitin binding; phosphatidylinositol binding. Bases 374 to 1987 code for a protein of 537 amino acids. The transcript has 12 exons. Lineage: Eukaryota; Viridiplantae; Streptophyta; Magnoliopsida; Apiales; Apiaceae. Gene Ontology annotation, biological process: protein transport to vacuole involved in ubiquitin-dependent protein catabolic process via the multivesicular body sorting pathway. The record is from RefSeq and is a predicted model, not a curated record.
UGUUUGUGGAGCAAUAUAUACAUACACGACUCUGUAUCGUAUUAUGAUAUUUACUCGCCCAGCUCCUCAAUUUGUUUCCUGCAGUUCUUGCUGUUUAGGUCGUUGUAUCGUGUCCAACUUGCUGCUUACAGGAUGCAGGCAUCACGUGCUAGACUGUUCAAAGAAUAUAAAGAGGUGCAGCGGGAGAAAUCCGCUGACCCUGAUAUCCAACUUGUUUGUGAUGAUUCCAACAUAUUUAAAUGGACUGCUCUUAUCAAGGGCCCUUCAGAAACUCCUUAUGAAGCUGGCAUUUUCCAGCUUGCUUUCUCAGUUCCUGAGCAAUACCCUCUGCAGCCACCUCAAGUGCGAUUCCUAACAAAAAUAUUUCAUCCUAAUGUGCACUUCAAGGGAAGCAAAGCAUGUUGUGAGAGGCAUACGUAAGCGUCUUGGUAGCAGGACACCCAAAGUUCAACUUCUUGCCUUAGCGCUAUUGGAAACACUGAUGCACUAUUGUGGGGACUAUAUCCACUUGCAAGUCAUUGAUAAAGGCGUGCUGCAUAAGAUGGUGAAAAUAGCACGGAAAAAGCCUGACUAUCACGUUAGAGAAAAGAUACUAAUUCUAAUAGAUACCUGGCGGGAAGCUUUUGGAGGAACAACAUCAAGAUAUCCCCAAUACUUUGCAGCUUAUGAGGAGAUGUUGUAUCUGGGUUUAGUAUUCCCCAGGAGGUCCGAUAUUUCUACGCCUGUAUUUGCACCACAAGUGCAGCCUCAUCUAUCACUUCCACCAAAUACAAGAAGUCAAGAAAUUGGUAAAAAAGAGGCCGAGUCUUCUGCUGAGCCUGAUUUUCCAACAUUGAGCUUGACAGAAAUUCAAAAUGCCCGGGGUAUUAUGGAUGUCCUUGCAGAUAUGUUGAGUGCAAUAAGUCCGGGGAACAAGGAGAGACUUAAACAAGAGGUUAUUGUUGAUUUGGUAGAGCAGUGCCGCACAUACAAGCAAAGAGUGGUACAUCUUGUUAACUCAACUUCGGAUGAGUCGCUACUAUGUGAGGGUUUAGCACUGAAUGAUGACUUGCAGCGAUUGCUAGCUAAGCAUGAAGAACUUUCUGAUGGAAAUUCAGAUGCAGGAGCCGCGGGUGCUCCUUUAAUUGACACAGGAGACGUCAAUAAUAAUAUGGGGAUUGUUGCUGUACCAGAAGCAUCAGGUAGUGCCGAUCCUUUAAUUGACCUUUUGAGUGGAGACAUCAACCCAUCAAAAGCUGAGGAUUCACUAGCUAUUGUUCAAGUUGAGGAAUCUCAGUCAAAUGAUGCUGCACCUCAGCAAAAUGCCCUAGCACUUGUUGACAUGCUUUCAGAACAUAAUGCUUCAACAUUGCAGCCGCCCCAAAAUGAUCAGAUUCCGCAAGAGCAGCAGCCGCCUUUACAGGAUAAUGGUAAUACUCUCUCGUUCCCUCGACCACCAUGGGAGGAACAGCCAGAAGCAGAUAAUAGCUCAUUGGCGGAAAACGGAUACCAAGAACCAAUGCAAGCCUCUCAGGUGGGUUUUACACAAGGUACCAUACCCCCUCAAGUAUAUCAACACAUGGAAAAUGGCCAGGCAGGAAAUGAGUAUAUUCAGCCAACCAUGCAAGGCCAUCUUUUAGCUGCCAUUAAUCCUUCUAUGAAUCCUCCACAUCCAAUUCAAAGGAGUCAGUCACUGGGUCUACAUCCUCAGCAAAUGCAGUAUGCACAAAUGGCUUAUAUGUAUCCUCAACAAAUGUACAAUAACCAAAUGGCAGGUUACGCCUACGGCUAUAGCCAAUUUCCAAACAAUCAGUACCCUGAUCAGAGAAUGUCGGGGUUAUCUGGAAGUGAUGAUGGAGUCUCGAACAGCUCAACUACUCAACUCACUCAGUCAUAUGUGCCAUCAGGAAAGCCUUCAAAGCCACAGGAUAGGCUUUUCGGUGAUCUUGUAGAUAUUAAGAAGUUUAAACCAACUAAUAGCACUCAUGCAAAAACUGAAAGCAUGUGAACAGGGGACUACUUCACAUUCUGCUUGACCUUUUCAGAUACAUUGUUUACAAGACAAUGUAUUUAUAUGUACAUUGUAGAGGUCCAUUUUUCUUUGAUUAUUUUAUCAAAAUUGUAUGAGUUGAAUGUAUGGGAAUCAGAAGUGCUAAAAGAAUUUUCUGGCAAUGAUAGACAUAUGUAUGACAAUUAUCAGGAAAGAUGAAUGUUUAUGUCAGGUACUUGGUACAUGUCAUGUGUACAAGUAUGUUCUUUUAAUCUCUAACAAAAUUUUUAAUGGGUUGCU